Bufo gargarizans (Asiatic toad) is the source of this 6384-nucleotide messenger RNA. RefSeq names its product SPT6 homolog, histone chaperone and transcription elongation factor (gene SUPT6H). Gene Ontology annotation, molecular function: histone binding; nucleosome binding; DNA binding. Gene Ontology annotation, cellular component: transcription elongation factor complex. The transcript is spliced from 37 exons. Bases 161 to 5347 code for a protein of 1728 amino acids. The record is from RefSeq and is a predicted model, not a curated record. Gene Ontology annotation, biological process: transcription elongation by RNA polymerase II; nucleosome organization; transcription elongation-coupled chromatin remodeling. Lineage: Eukaryota; Metazoa; Chordata; Amphibia; Anura; Bufonidae.
UUACGUCACGUUGCUCUGCUCGUUUUCUCCCCUCCCCCUCCUCCGUUCGUCUGGUAGAUAGAAGCAGGUUCCUCCGUUUUUUACGCGCUGCUGUGCGGUACCGAGUCGGUGAAGUAGUGUCUGUAGACGGAGAGGAGCUGCUGGGCAACCGAGAAGAACCAUGUCAGGCUUUGUGGAAAGUGAAGCCGAGGAGUCUGAGGAAGAAUACAACGAUGAUGGGGAGGUGGUACAGAGAUCCAACAAAAAGUUUGUCCAAGAAGAUGAUGAUGAAGAGGAGGAGGAUGAAAAUCCAGAUGAACAGGAUGAACAAGGAAACUUAAAAGAUUUUAUCAAUGACGAUGAUGAGGAAGAAGAGGAGGAGGAGGAGGAAGCAGGGAGUGAGUCUGGAGGCUCAGACGAUGAAAUUGGCCACAAGCCCAGAAAGCGCACAUUUGAUGACAGACUAGAAGACGAUGAUUUUGAUCUCAUUGAAGAAAACUUGGGUGUUAAAGUAAAACGUCAAAAGUUCAGGCGAGUGAAAAAAAUGUCAGACGAUGAAGACGACGAGGAAGAUGCUGGAAAAGAGGAGCAUGAAAAAGAAGCCAUUGCGGAGGAAAUCUUCCAGGAUGGUGAGGACGAGGAUAGACAUGACUUAGGUGAACAGCCAGUUAUGGCUGCUGAAGAAGAUGAAGAGGAGGAGGAAGAGGAAUCUGACAUUGAUGAUUUCAUUGUUGACGAUGAUGGACAGCCAUUGAAAAAACCCAAAUGGAGGAAAAAGCUCCCAGGAUAUGCUGAUGCUGCAUUGCAGGAAGCUCAGGAGAUCUUCGGUGUAGAUUUUGAUUAUGAAGAGUUUGAAAAAUACAAUGAAGAUGAUGAGGAAAUGGAAGAGUAUGAAUAUGAGGAUGAAGAUGCAGAUGGAGAAACUCGUGUCAGACCCAAGAAAACCGCUAAGAAGCGUGUAAGCAGACGCAGCAUCUUUGAAAUCUAUGAGCCAAGUGAACUAGAGAGCAGUCACUUAACUGACCAAGAUAACGAGAUCCGGACCACAGAUCUGCCGGAGAGAUUCCAGUUGAGGACAAUACCAGUUAAAUCUGCUGAAGAUGAUGAACUGGAGGAAGAGGCUGACUGGAUCUACAGGAAUGCAUUUUCAACGCUAACUAUUUCUCAACAGGAAAGCUGUGAUUACUUGGAACGUGGUCAAGUUGGCAGCAACUUCGGUCGCAAAGGACCAAGCACUAUACAGAAAAUCCGAGAGGCUUUGAAUUUCAUGAGAAAUCAGCACUUUGAGGUGCCCUUUAUUGCAUUUUAUAGAAAAGAGUAUGUGGAACCGGAGCUAAACAUCAAUGACUUAUGGCGCGUCUGGCAGUGGGAUGAAAAGUGGACCCAACUCAGGAUGAGGAAGCAAAAUCUGAUGCGCCUGUUUCAGAAGAUGCAGGCCUAUCAGUAUGAGCAGAUCUCAGCUGAUCCUGACAAGCCACUUGCAGAUGAAGUAAGACCUUUGGAUACCACGGACAUGGAGAGACUGAAAGACGUCCGGUCAAUGGAUGAACUGAGGGAUGUUUAUAAUCACUUUUUGCUGUACUAUGGAAGGGAUAUUCCGAAAAUGCAGAAUGCAGCCAAGUCCAGCCAGAAGAAACUGAAGCGCAUCCCUGAGGAGGGUGAAGAGGAAGGAGCAGAGGCUGCUGAACAAGAUGAGGAGCAUAAAGGUCCAGAGUUAAAGCAGGCUUCACGUAGGGAUAUGUAUUCUAUCUGUCAAUGUGCUGGUUUGGAUGGUUUGGCAAAGAAGUUUGGAUUGACACCAGAGCAGUUUGGUGAGAACUUGAGAGACAGUUAUCAGCGUCAUGAGACAGAACAAUUUCCAGCCGAACCUUUAGAACUUGCUAAAGAUUAUGUGUGCAGUCAAUUCACCACUCCAGAGGCCGUGCUUGAAGGUGCUCGGUAUAUGGUUGCUCUGCAGAUUGCGAGGGAACCAUUGGUCAGGCAGGUUCUUAGGCAAACCUUCCAGGAAAGAGGGAAGAUAAACCUUGUUCCAACCAAGAAGGGCAGGAAGGAAAUUGAUGAAGCCCAUUUUGCAUAUCCAUUCAAAUACCUGAAGAACAAACUUGUUAAAGAGCUUAGAGAUGACCAGUUUCUUAAGAUGUGCAUUGCGGAAGAAGAAGGACUGAUUACGAUUGAGAUGUCUAUUGAUAUGAAGGAUGUUGAAGGUUUCGGCAAUGAGCAGACCUACUUUGAAGAGAUUAAGCAGUUCUAUUACAGAGAUGAGUUCAGUCACCAAGUACAAGAAUGGAACAGGCAGAGAACUCUGGCAAUCGAACGUUCCCUAAAACAAUUUCUUUACCCCCAAAUGGGCAAAGAGUUAAAGAGCAAACUGAUACUGGAGGCUAAAGAGUUUGUAGUAAAGUCUUGUAGCCGUAAGCUGUACAACUGGCUGAAGGUGGCGCCAUACCGUCCCGACCAACAAGUUGAAGAAGAUGAUGACUUCAUGGAGGAGAACCAAGGCAAAGGAAUUCGUGUAUUAGGCAUGGCCUUCUCUUCUGCUAGAGAUCACCCUGUGUUUUGCUCCCUGAUUAAUGGAGAGGGUGAAGUGACAGACUUCUUGCGCCUGCCGUACUUUACCAAAAGAAAGAACGCAUGGAGGGAAGAAGAAAGAGAGAGGAAGACUCAAGACAUGGAGACGCUUAAAAAGUUUUUGCUAAGCAAGAAACCUCAUGUGGUUGCCAUAGCUGGUGAAAAUAGAGAUGCGCAAAUGAUGGUUGAUGAUGUUAAACGCAUUGUUCAUGAGCUUGAGCAAGCCCAGCAGAUGUCCUCUAUUGGAGUGGAAAUGGUGGACAAUGAGUUGGCAGUGCUGUAUAUGAACAGCAAAAAAUCUGAAUGUGACUUCCGUGAUUAUCCUCCAAUUUUACGCCAGGCAGUUUCCAUAGCUCGACGCAUUCAAGACGCGUUGAUUGAGUUUUCUCAAGUCUGCAGCACUGAUGAAGAUAUUUUGUGCCUGAAAUUGCAUCCAUUACAAGAUCAUGUAGUGAAAGAAGAACUGCUUAAUGCCCUGUAUUGCGAAUUUAUCAACCGAGUAAAUGAGGUGGGAGUGGAUGUCAAUAGGGCCAUUGCUCAUCCAUACACUCAGUCGCUCAUUCAAUACGUCUGCGGACUUGGACCCCGUAAAGGCACUCACCUGCUGAAGAUCCUUAAGCAGAAUAAUACGCGGUUGGAAAAUCGCACUCAGCUGGUUACUAUGUGUCACAUGGGUCCCAAAGUUUUUAUCAACUGUGCUGGCUUCAUUAAGAUUGACACAAAUUCUCUUGGUGACAGUACGGAUUCCUACAUUGAAGUCCUAGACGGCUCACGAGUGCAUCCAGAAACUUAUGAAUGGGCUCGAAAGAUGGCAGUAGAUGCCCUAGAGUAUGAUGAGUCGGCUGAAGAUGCCAACCCUGCUGGAGCGCUAGAAGAGAUUCUAGAAAAUCCUGAAAGAUUAAAAGAUCUCGAUCUGGAUGCAUUUGCAGAGGAACUUGAGAGACAGGGCUAUGGAGAUAAACAUAUUACAUUGUACGAUAUUCGUGCAGAGCUAAGCUGCAGAUACAAAGACCUUAGGACUCUAUACCGAUCAGCCAACCCUGAAGAAGUAUUCAACAUGCUGACCAGGGAAACACCAGAGACUUUCUACAUAGGUAAACUUAUCACCUGUAAUGUGACUGGAAUUGCCCACAGACGACCCCAAGGAGAAAGUUAUGACCAAGCAAUCAGGAAUGACGAGACAGGUCUUUGGCAGUGUCCCUUCUGUCAGCAAGAUAACUUUCCAGAGCUCAGUGAGGUAUGGAAUCAUUUUGACAGUGGCUCCUGUCCUGGUCAAGCAGUUGGUGUUAAAACCAGGCUGGACAAUGGUGUAACUGGCUUUAUUCCAACCAAGUUUAUCAGUGAUAAAGUAGUGAAGCGGCCCGAAGAACGAGUAAAGGUGGGCAUGACUGUCCAUUGUCGAAUAAUGAAAAUUAAUAUUGAGAAGUUCAGCGUGGACAUGACUUGUCGUACAUCUGAUCUCAUGGACAAAAACAAUGAGUGGAAGUUACCCAAGGACACUUUUUAUGACUUUGACACUGAGGGUGCACAUCAAAAACAAGAGGAAGAGCUGAAGAAGAAGCAGCAGCGUACCACUUACAUCAAGCGAGUCAUUGCACAUCCAUCUUUCCACAAUAUAAACUUUAAGCAAGCAGAGAAGAUGAUGGAGACAAUGGAUCAGGGCGAUGUGAUCAUCCGACCAAGCAGUAAGGGAGAAAAUCAUCUAACCGUCACCUGGAAGGUCAGCGAGGGAAUCUACCAACAUGUGGAUGUACGAGAGGAGGGGAAAGAAAAUGCCUUCAGCUUGGGGUCCACGUUAUGGAUUAAUACUGAGGAAUUUGAGGACUUGGAUGAAAUCAUUGCUCGAUUUGUCCAACCAAUGGCUUCUUUUGCAAGAGAUCUAACUAACCACAAGUACUACCAAGACUGCAACUUUGGAGACAAGAAGAAACUAGAAGAGCUCUUAAUAAAAACAAAGAAGGAAAAACCUACAUUCAUUCCAUAUUAUAUAUCUGCCAGUAAAGAACUCCCUGGUAAAUUUUUACUGGGAUAUCAGCCACGAGCUAAACCAAGAGUGGAAUAUGUGACGGUAACACCUGAAGGCUUCAGAUAUCGGGGGCAAGUAUUCUCAACAGUCAAUGGACUUUUCAGGUGGUUUAAAGACCACUACCAGGAUCCUGUACCAGGUAUCACGCCAAGUAGCAGCAGCAGAACAAGGACUCCGGCCUCCAUGAGUGCCACCCCUGCCAAUAUAAAUCUUGCAGAUCUCACUCGUGCUGUCAAUGCCUUGCCACAAAACAUGACUUCGCAGAUGUUUAAUGCAAUUGCUGCAGUCACAGGACAACAUGGGCAAAACCCUAAUGCCACCCCUGCCCAAUGGGCAUCCAGCCAGUAUGGUUAUGGUGGAGGCAGUGGUGGCGGGAGCAGUGCAUAUCAUGUGUUCACAACUCCCGCUCAGCAACCUGUGGCUACUCCUCUGAUGACCCCAAGCUAUUCCUAUGCUACUCCUAGCCAGCCUAUUGCUACACCACAGUACCAUCAGCUGCCACCAAGUGCCACAUCUACCCCAGCACCUACUCCACAAUCCUCCCAUUCACAAAGCAGUUCAAGCUCCCGACACAGGCAACAGUCUAAACCAAGCAGUCAAACGCCUAUCGACUGGGGAAAAAUGGCAGAGAAGUGGCUGCAUGAAAAAGAGGCAGAAAGGCGGAAACAGAAGCAGCGCUUAACUCCUCGUCCUUCGCCAAGUCCCAUGAUUGAAAGUACGCCCAUGUCAAUUGCAGGGGAUGCCACACCACUACUAGAUGAAAUGGACCGGUGAAAACCUAUGCGUAAAAAGAUAAACUGUUUAUGGGCAGAUGGAACGCUCCGGAUUUUAACAAGCGUAUGCAUGCUCUAAACCGAGCAUAUUCAUGAUCUGUGGGCCAAUAUAUGCAUAGCUGUACGUGAAAAGAUUGGACCCUCCUCCCAUGUGAAGCCUGUGGUUACUUGAUCGGUACUGGAGCAAUCAUGUCUCCUAGCACCAAGCCUCAAUAUCACAUUGUUUCAAGUAUUCUUUCACUUGUAAGGGGUAAUAUUUGCCCUGUUGGGGUAAAAAAAUAUAUCUGUAGGCUACCUGUUUUUAAGACCCAUGUUUUAAGCAUUUAUUAGGCUUCACUUUUAUUUAAAAUUGCAUAUUCUGCCAAAGAAUGCAAUCUAAGGAGAGAUCUGAAGCAAAGAUCUAAGUACUAACCUGUAUGCGCGGAAUGAUUAGAGAUGCUGGAGGUGGUCUGUCGAGAAACUUGGAAAUCAGGCCUGAUGGGAGAUGUCGGUAAACAAAGGCUCCUCUGCCAAUGGGGUGCUUUUCUGUAGCAACAAGGACAGGCUUCAUACAGUAACAAACUUAUUCUUUGUUUGGAGACAUUUGGGUAAAUGUAUUUAUUAUUUUUCCUCUUUGCUCUGAUUCCCCCACCCACUGCAGUGAACAGCUAACUGUAAGUUUGCGGCUGUGUGCUUCACACUCUUUGCAUACAUUUGCUGAAUCCUUGCGUUUUCUUUUUUUAUCUUUGACAUUGCAGUGUGGAGGUGUCUUGGAAUUCUGCAUAGAUGUUGUUUUUUUUCUUUUUUUUAUUUUUUUUUUUUGUUGUUCUUGCAGCAGGCAAAUAAAUGAAUAGUCUGAACGACAAAAAAAGUCACUCUUGUCUUUUGCUUUAUAGACUUUGAGCUGUUAUUAUAUAAGUGCAGAAUUAAAUUGUUUCCUACGGUUUAUGUGCUUCAGAAACCUAAAUGGAUUUUACAGGAUUAUGGCCCUUUUUAACUAGCCCCCAGAGCUUGUGAUGCCUAAUAAUGAAAAUAAAAAAUAAAAUAAAAUCAUACUCA